GACCACAAGCCGCAAGACACAUCUGCAGAAACAUCACCUUCCCGACCGUGCACAUCAAUUUGCGCAUCACUGUCAGAGUCGAACAAUUCCCAAGCACGCCUCCUGAUUUCCUCCGCCAUUUCGCUAACACGGCAUCAUCGGGCUUAGUUUCGUCCACAAACCACCUCCUCGUCUCGCCAAGCAUCCAAAGGCAAGGGAACAAACCAAUCAAACGCGGAGAAGACGAGACGACAGCUCCAGGAUUUCUAGAGCCAAUCCAAGAACUGGGCUUUCUUGGGACAACGGAUCGGCCAUGGCGCCGCCGCCGCCGCCACCGAACGAAGGGGACCUCGCCACGCCGGCCGCGCUGCGGGCGCCGGCGGACGUGAUCUCCCGAGUCUUCUCGCAGCUGGACUGCGUCGACCUCCUCAGCUGCUCCCUCGUCUGCAGGCAGUGGUGCCGCGAUUCUGCGGAGCUACGGGAAGAGUGGAGGAUGGAGUACAUGGACGCCUGGAACCUGCAGGGCCUCAACGUCAAGUCUGAUACCCGAUCGCCAUGCCCAACUUGCUCCAUCAGAAGCCUUCGAACCUGGUGCCCUUGACCUUCAACCAGGCAGGGCACCGGAGUUGCAUUAUCACAAGCAUAUUCAGUGUCAGUGCUACCAGCACAAGACCAAUCUUUAUCAUGUGUACAUACAUGCCUGAUAAACUGUAUUGAAUUUACAGUGUGCAGUUGUACAGUUAUACACUUUAUAUCAUCAGGAAUUAAGAGCGUGGACUGCAAUUGUAGCAA
Aegilops tauschii subsp. strangulata is the source of this 771-nucleotide messenger RNA. RefSeq lists its product as uncharacterized. Gene Ontology annotation, molecular function: protein binding. NCBI's taxonomy places the organism in Eukaryota, Viridiplantae, Streptophyta, Magnoliopsida, Poales, Poaceae. The record is from RefSeq and is a predicted model, not a curated record.